UGCCCUUUUAUACUCUUCAUUCGCAUGGCGGAGAAAAAGGACGGGAAUAAUUUUCCAAGAUUUAAAAGGUUUAACAUCAAAAAGAAGUGGACUUGAACCGAAAGAUGUCAGCCAAGCAGCGUCAUAAGCAGAGAGUGAUACAGAGGUUAAAGGAGAAGCUUGAAAACCUGAAGUCAAUAGAGGAGAACCUGCACACUGUUGUCAGAGAACAUGUGUUAAAAGCAGAGAAAAGAUGUCUUGAAGUGUUAAGACUGGAGGAUACAAGUCAGUUCCUGCAGCAGUAUGGCAAAGUGGAGCAGUUGUUAGAUGCUGCAUUCAACUUGGUGGAAGUGCUCACUUCUUCUGCUGAGGACAUGAUAGAAAACGUUGAUAGCAAUGUCCCAGAUGAAGAUGUUUUCACCACAGACAGAUCUAUCCACUCAUCCACACACAUUCCCUCUGAUGACAAGCUAGAAACAAACAGAAAUGUUCAUGAGAGAAAUGCAAAGACCGUAGCAAGACAGCUCUCAGAUAAAGACAUUGAAAGAGAACUUCAAGAAAUGAUUCAGAGUUCCAGUAGGAAAAGACAUGGCAGUUCUGAAGCUGCAAGUCAAACAGUUCCAGAGGAAGUGUCCUUAUAUAAUGAACAGACUGGUUUACAGCAUUGUGACAGAAUGUAUCAUGUCUCACAGUCUACAGGUGUUAACCAAAUGAAACAAUCCAUCAUCAGUGACACAGUCUCUGAGAGGGGUCAGUCUGUUAGCAGCUCAGAUAAUACAGAUGAAAAUAAAGUACUAAAUAAAGAAAAAGAUUUCUAUGAGACUUGUGUUAAGAAAGAUAGUAAAGUGCUUGGAAAACAGAUAGGUAAUAACAUAAAUGAAACAAGUGUUGGAAAGAGUAAGAAAUUGCAGCCGAACAACAGUGGUUCAAAAAGUGCCGGGAAAACUAAAACUGAUAAAGGAGUACCUAAGAAUGUGAGAAAACAUUUAAAUAAAGAACCCAGUCAGGAUACGGAUGGGUCAAGUUCUAGUCAGGUAGAUUCAGUGACAUUCAAUCAAGAUGUGAUUCUAGCAAGUAGUCCAAAAAGAAAUACAGCUAAUCCCAAAAAGAAAAAGUCGCCAAAGAAGAAAGCUGGAAAGUCAAACAUAGACAGUCUGAUUGAACCUCAUUUAGACAAAGAUCAAUCAAAUAAAGCUUCAUCAGAAAGACAUGAGGAUGUUAAACUCAUUGAUAAAGAUGUUUCUAAAGCAAAACAAGGGAUCGGAAAAUAUUCUGAAAGUGAACAAAGUAUGAGGAACAGGAAUGUAUUGAAGGGUGAGCAGGGUGAGAUUUCAAGUGAACCAACCAUUACAUCAUCAGAACAAAGUAUCUUAGAACAUGAACUAACAGAAAUGAGAGCCACUGAAAGUAGUGAAACAUCUACUAGUUCAGAUCUGAGAAGUUUAUUGAAGGAUGGCCAAGCAAUUCAUACUUUGCAAGUUGGAAGUGGAGUAAAUAGUCAAAAGGAAUUGCAUCCUAGUCAGAAAUAUCAGCUGGAGGCUGUAGAAAAUAGUGCAGCUGUAAGUAAAAGCAGACUAGAAGAAAUCAGUGAUAAAUCUGACAAUACUGCUGGCAAGGAAGAUUCAGCACAAUUAAAAGUUAAAGAUACCACAGACAAUUCUGGAAAAAAGGGAGACAGUACAAGUACUGAGGUAUUGACUGCUGGUAAUCUGUUGGUAGGGAAGAUAACUCCUAUUAUUGUAAGUGAGGUUGUCUCCCCCUGGUGUUUCUUUGUGCAGAAGAAUGGACCCCAGCUGAGUCAGCUAAUGGAACAAAUAUGCAUUUAUAUGGCACAAGGGGGUCUCCAGAAGCAGGCAUUACUGGAACCAGAAAUAGGAACCUUGUGCCUGGCUAAAUAUACCAAAGACUCUUCUUUCUACAGAGCAUACGUCACCCAGAUAUACAGGGCUAUACAGACGCAUAAUUCGGAGGUAGAUGUGCUGUAUGUAGAUUAUGGAAACAGAGAAAGGGUGAAGGUCACUCAACUACGAACAUUACCAGAGAAGUUCAAGGCCCUGCCAACACAAGCAAUAUGUUGUGCUCUUGCUGAGGUGAUGCCGUGUAACAAGUACUGUGUAUGGGCAGAAGAUGACAUUCAUGUGUUUAGACAAUAUGUUACCGGGCAGCAGCUGAGUUGUACCCCACCCACAUGUAGAAGUAGUGGUGUGAGUCUGCCAUUGUUGGUUGAGUUGAUUGUGAGUCUUCCGGUGCCAACCAUACCUCAAGGUGGCAUUUACCUCAGUCAGUUUAGUAUAGCUCAGUUAAUGAUCAAUGCAAAGAAAGCAAGACAUGUUGAAGUCACCGAGCAGCUUGGAUUGUUGGCGAAGUCUGGUGAAGGUGCUGAAGAGGCGGCCAUUUUAUCUCAUGAUAUGACUACCCCAUCGAGACUGGCAAUAAUGGAACUGAGUGAAAGUCAGUGUGAUACUCCGCAAAAAAUGGACAAACUUGUCAAAAAUAAAGACUUGGAAGAGGAUGCAAAUCAAGAACAGGGCCAACCGAAGGUAGAACAGUUAAAUUUGAACAAAGAGACAGAUAUGACAUCUACAGAUGUGACUAGUUCAGGGUAUACAAGUAAGCAAGUGAGAACAGAUCUGAUUUCUCCUAGGUCAGAAAAUUCUGAUACUGAAUCGCAGAGAGAUGAGGGACAUAAAGGGUCAAGUAAAAUACCAGAAAAGGGCCAGAGUGUUACACAAGGAUCUGGAAGCCGAGGACAAUUGGACAAGAUUAAGGAGGAAACAGUGGAGUUAGAAUAUUGUGAAACAUCUUCUACAACCACCAGCCUUACAACUGACAUUGAUUUCCCUCCUGAGAAAGGUAUCCAUUUAGCUGACCUUCACUUUGACCUUGAUGACCUUUACUUCAAUCCUCAAGGUCAGGAGGUCAUGCUGGCCCAUGUGAGGUCACCAGAUGAGUUCUUUGUGCACAUAAUUUCACAGCAAAGUGGAGAGACUCUGGACCGAUUGAUGAAGAAUCUGAAUAGUUUGUUUGAGAACGUAAACAGAAGGAAGCUUACAAAACUCAGUAAAACAUUUGAACCAGAAGAAAAGAAACUGUGCUGUGCUCAGUUCCUUCAGGACAAUAACUUUUACAGAGGAAUUAUCCGUAAUACUAAACCAGAGAAAGAAAUUAUGAAGGGACGGAUUCUGGUACACUACAUAGACUUCGGAGAUGAAGAAUGGCUGCCUAAAAGGAGAAUUUUUCCUCUACCACCUCAGUUCUGCAGUGUCCCUAGAUUGGCUGUCAAAUGUAGCCUUGCUUACAUAAAACCAGUCUGUGCAGAAGGUGAGGAACCAGACAGAUGGUCUAAGACAAGUUUAGAGAAGUUUAUUGACAUUGCUGGGCUUGAGAAAACUCUACAUAUGCAUGUUGUACAUGGAAGUCUAGAGGAUUUUAAAAAAGGCAACCCAUGUGAAGACUCUCCAGUUCUUGGCAUUCUUUUGGUAGACAAUACAGGAACAGAGGAGGUGUGUAUCAAUAUGGACUUGAUCAGAGAAGGUGUAGCCCAGCUAGAUACUUCCCAGGCUAAACAUGAGAAGGACAACACACAAGAGAUGUCUCCCGAUACUAGACUGGAGAAGUGGAACCCAAUGGAGGAGGAUUUUCUCUCUAAAAGAAACAGUUACAAGAUAGAUAUUGAUGAUGCUGGAGUUGCAACAACAGGAUAUAAGGCUAAAGAUGAAGAAAGGCUUUGCAAGUUUUUCAGUACAGGCAGAGAUUGUUGGAGAGGGGAAAGGUGUCCAUUUAGACAUAUCCAUGUUGAAUCAGGUAUUACUUAUGACCAAGAGCCAGUGUAUGCAAUCAGUGACAAUCAAAGAGAUUUUCUACCUCAAACAGGAAGUUGGGUUGCCAUAGAGAUAUCUACAAUCUUGUCACCUAGCCAUUUCUAUGCAAUUCUACCCCUAGGGAGUAAGUCACUAGAUGCCACAUGUAGCGAGCCAGAGAAACCAGACACAGGUGCGUUUGGUGUAUCAGGAAGUGAAGAAACGCUAGACGACCUGCUGGAUGCUCUCAAUACUGAGUACAAGAAGCGGCCUGCUCAUGAUGGGAGUCUGUUGUUGAGAGCAAUUGGUGAAAUUGUUGUCGCUAGAUUUUCCUUAGACCAGAGCUGGUACCGGGCACGUAUCAUUGAAGUCACAGAAGAAAAGGUCAAGGUGUUUUUUGUUGAUUUCGGAAACACAGAAUGGUUACCAGAGGAGGAGGUUACUGACAUAAAACCAGAAUUCCUACAUCUACCAUUCCAGGCAGUAGAGUGUUUUAUGAAUGUUGAACCCAAAGCUAAUGAGAAAUGGACAAAAGAUGCAAGGGUUGUGUUCAGAGAGUUGGUUGAUGGGAAGACAUUAGUUGGACAUAUUAAAUCAAGGUCAUGGAAUGGAUGUCUGUGGGUGGAGCUGUAUGAUACCUCUACUGAAGAAGAUGUCAAUGUAGGGGAGGAGCUUGUAGAACGAGGUCAUGCUUUAAAGGGGGAGUCACAAGAAUCCCAUACUGAUUAUUCAAGCAACAUCAGUCCUGCUUCUGGAGACCCGUUACUGGUUCCUGGCUAAGACUUUUCCUGAGGAAUGUUUCUUUGGUAGAAUGUCUGAUAUUAACCAGGACUAGUACCAGGAUGACUUGAAACUGCUGUUUGAUUAAUGUAUUUUAGAACAGCUUUAUGACAAGUUUCUUCUUGAUUUUGCAACAACCAAAUAUACGUUACUUGCCAUAUAAUAUCUGUUGAAUGGUGGUGGAAAUUUAGAUAUAUAUUUAAUAAUUUUAAUUUCAUUGCCAAAAUGUUUUUACAUAGGAAAGUCUCUGUGUAAUGUAUAUAACAUGUUGAUAAAAACACCUAACAACUUACAGAUCUUACAUGAAAUCUAAGACGGAUGUCUUCAAAGUUUUACAUGAUUCCUAGGACCACAUGAGCCAAAAUUGCAAUUUAAAAUUAUGUUGGAAUUGGCUGAAGUAUUAUUUUUACAUAUGUACUGGAUUUUGAGGGUAACUUCAAAACUGAGAGUUAUACUUCAGUAAAUUAUAAAUGCUUUGGGUUCUUCGUUCCAAAUACUUGUAGUAUGUGUUAUGAAUUUAUUAUAUAUUAUCAAGUUUUUAGAAGAAAAUAUGUGAAAAAAUCUGUUAAGGAAUAGGUGAAUCAUACUGUAGUCAGUGGAUAACACUUGGAAUGACUAAUUGAUUGGCUGCUGGUGCCUGGCUAAGUAUUGAUGAUGGGAACCUUCCAGUUACUUGACUGUAAGCAUCUGGCUGGCGAUUGUUGUUGAGAAAACUUCUAAUUAAAUGGUUGUUGGUGUCGGGCAGAGGACUGUUGUUGGGAUAUACCUGUUGAGAUUAUGAUUUUAUUAUUGUUGUAAGAACAAAAUAUUAGGAUUUUAUGUAAAUAUGUUUUUUACGCUUGAAAGAAGCAGGUUCAGUUACACCAUAUGUGUUCAUAUUGUUCAAUCUCAUUUUUAGACGUUUAUCAUUGUCAGUGACGUGCACUGUAAUUAAGUAAUUACUGUCUUCAAGUUAUGUAUAUUUUUAUGUUCAAGUUAUGUAUAUUUUUAUGUUCAUAUGCACAUAAGACAUUAGUUUCCAAUUAAUAGCUCACCUGAACCACAGGUUCAAGGUGAGCUUUUAGUAUAGCUGAUGGUCUGGCGUCAACAGACUCCCUUCAACAUUUUAACUUAAACAUUUUCUUCUCUUUAUCUUUGAAUUACACCAAUCUUGGUCUGUAGCAUUCUGGCAAGGUAUCUGUCAAGUUUAUUCAAAUUUGGGCAUUUGGCUCUGUUUAGGGGCUGCUAGAGUUAAAAUAGUAACUUUAAAUGACUUUCCAAUGAACUGCUUGGAGGAUCUUCAUCAAACUUGUAGCAUCUUUGUAAGGUCCUCUCUAAUCUUUGUUCAACUUGGGGCACUUGUUAAUUGAUACCUUUCAUGGGGAUAUGUUUCAUAUAUACAUUCAAGGUCAAAUAGUCAAGAUGAGGUUAUUAUUGCCCACUAGAUUUUUUGACAAUGUUUUAGGUUGAUUUCUUCUAGUUGUCACAAAAUAUGUUGCCAUAAUUAGUUUUGUUUGUUGUUAACAUAGGCUACAUUAAAGAUCCAGAAUGUAUAGUCUGAAACUUAAGGUUUAAGGAUGCCAGGAUAUUCAUUUACCUAUAGUGUAGUUGAAGGUAUAUAAACUAUUGAUAUUGGGUUGAGUUGUAUAGCUUUGGAAUGCACAUGUAAAUAAAGUUUCAUGACAAUAUGAAUCGUGCCAUGAGAAAACGAACAUAGUGCGUUUACGACCAGCAUGGAUCCAGACCAGCCUGCGCAUCCUCGCUGUUCGCUAACAGUUUCUCUAAUUGCAAUAGGCUUUGAAAGCGAACAGCAUGGAUCCUGACCAGACUGCAUGGAUGUGCAGGCUGGUCUUGAUCCAUGCUGGUCACAAACGCACUAUGUUGGUUUUCUCAUGGUGCGGCUCAUAUGAGUUCAUGUCUUGUAUAGUUUUGGCAUAUUUUUGAAACUUGCAUCUUAUUGUUAGAAUGUCCAGUGUAUGAAGUAAUUUAAAUUGCCGAUACAUGUAGUAAUUCAAAGCAAUUUUUUGCUAGUGCUUUCCUGUAAAUAAUUUAUUUCCUUUUCAGCUCAUUUGACACCAAAGUUCAGGUAGAGCUAUUGUUUUUUAGCUCACCUGUCACAUAGUGACAGGGUGAGCUUUUGUGACAGCCCUUCCUCCGUCGUCUGUCCGUCCAUCCACAAUUUCCUUGUGAACACGAUAGAGACCACAUUUUGUAUUUGAUUUUAAUCAGACUUGCACUCAACUUGUAUGGGCAUAAUAUCUCGGUUCCUUUUGAAAACAGGCCAGAUCCCAUCCAGAGUUAUGGCCCCUUAAAGGGCCAAAAUUUGCUAUUUUUGGCUUGUGAACACGAUAGAGAUCACAUUUUGCAAUCAACUUAAUAAAACUUCCACACAACUUGUAUUGGCAUAAUAUCUCAGUUCCUUUUGAAAACUGACCAGAUCCCAUCAUAGGUUUCAGAGUUAAAGGGCCAAAAUUUGCUAUUUUUUGCUUGUGAACAGGAUAGAGACUACAUUUUGCAAUCAACUUUAAUCAAACUUGCACACAACUUGUAUUGACAUAAUAUCUCAGUUCCUUUCGAAAACUGGCCAGAUCCCAUCAUGGGUUCCAGAGUUAUGGCCCCUUAAAGGUCAAAAAUUUGCUGUUUAGGCUUUUGCAGCCAUAUAGAGACUUCAUUUAUGGUUUAAUUUGAUACAAACUUGCAAAAUGUCUUCAGCAACAAUAAAUCUUGGAUUCCAUGAUGAAUCUGUCAGAUCCAGUCAUAGGUUCUGGAGUUAUUUAUAUCUGAUUACCUCCCCUGAUUUUAAUCAAAAUGGAUUUAUAUCGGUAAGUACUUCUAGGACUCAUUUAAAAUUUCAUUAUAUUCAUAGUUGGACUCAGUUGGAAUCAGGGUAGAUAACUGUGGACUGAUUUUAUGUCAAAUUACCUCCAUUUAUUUCAAAUUAAAAUGGGUAUAUCUCCGUAACUAAUGAAGAGACUGAUCUGAAAUUUCAUUUAUGCCAUCAGAUGGACUUGGAUAAUCAAUGAAGAUACAUAUUGACUGAAUUUUUGACAAAUUACCUCCCUUUAUAUUUUAUGUAAAUGAAUAUACCUAGCAGCUUCUUAUGAGAUUGGUUUGAAAAAUUAUGUCUUCCAUGGUAAGAAAACUUUUACUUACUUUUCUAAUAUAUUGUUGUACAGGUUUGUACUCUGUAUCUUCUACAUGCAUAUACAAAUUCAUGAUUACCUCCCCUGAUUUUAAUAAAACUGGAUUUAUCUCAGUAAGUAUUUAUAGGACUCAUUUGAAAUUUCAUUAUUGUCAUUAGUUGGACUGAGACAAUCAGGGUAGAUAACUAUGGAUUGAUUUUAUGUCAAAUUCCCUCCCUUUGUUUCAAAUCAGAAUGGGGGUUUCUCAGUAACCAAUGAAGAUACUGAUUUGAAAUGUCAUUUAUGCCAUCAGAUGGACUCGGACAAUCAGUGUAGAUAACUUUUGACUGAAUUUAUGACAAAUUACCUCCCUUUAUUUUAUGUAAAUUAAUAUACCAGAGCAGCAUCUAAUGAGAUUGCUUUUAAAUGUUAUUUAAGUCUUCCAGGGUAAGGAAUAGUCGUGCUUGUACAAAAUUGCAGCAUUUGAGCCUAGGACCCUCAAACUUGGUAUGGAGAUUGGCCCUGACUAGUACUUGACCCAUAGGUCAAAAGGGACUGUUACAAGAAAAUAUUUAUCCUGAUGAUAUCUAAAGUGUUUGCCAAUGUGAUCUAUAUCAAAACUUGAUCUUACUAUUAAGAGCAUGGUACUCAGGUGAGCGAUAUAGGGCCAUCAUAUCCCUAUUGUUUGUCAUAAAUUUUUAUCAGCUCUUGCAUUUAUGAACAAUUAUCAUGUUAAAUGUGCACUGUAGUUAUGUAACUAUGAGACUGCUCCUUUCUUUAACUAGCCAGAUAACAUAAUAACUCUCGAAGAGUUUUAUUUAGCUGCUAAAAUUGACAAAUUAAACAUUUUGUUGUUGACAUGAGGGCAUGUUUAUUUUUCAGCUUAUCUUAAAUAAACUUGCACAUUAGCUAAAUAACUGUAAAAAUAUGGUAUCUCUUUUUGACUAGUGAAAUUUCCAGUCAGAGUUCUAGCCCUUUUUAUUGCUUUCACACAUUACUUAAAAACAGUAGCACUAUCAGGUUAGCCAGGAUUAGUUGAAUUUAUACAGACUACAGAAAAUGAAGCUAUUUCCUGGCUAUCACAACAUUUGUUGGGCAAUUUUUUCAGCUUUAUCAACCGCCCACUAAGAUCAAAAGGGAAAAAAAGAUCUGUGGAUCAUGGCAUAGCUAGUUCCAUCCCCAGGUGAGGUGUAUUUGCACAGUGACAGUUUGACAGAGGUCAUUAUGUUUAUUUGCUAUGCAAAACUUAAUGUUUUGGUCACAGUAGUUUUAGACAACUGUUUUCCUGAACAAUAUGUCUACUUCUAAAUAAGUCUCAAUUCCUGCUUAAAUCAGUAAUAAUCUUUUAUCCUUUACCAGGUUAAUUAAUAAGUUGUGUCUGACUUAUGACUGGUGCUAAAAUAUGUGUUUAUUUCAGAGUUUAUGUUUUAUUGUUUUAUCUUGUUUUAUAUGUAAAUACAUUCUUGUUAAUGAUUGUGAUAUAAGAAAUACAAAACUUUCCUGCGUUUAUGAAGAGGACAAAUCUUUUUAAUAAACUUUUCAGUGGUA
Molecule: messenger RNA, 9208 nt
Organism: Mercenaria mercenaria
Lineage: Eukaryota; Metazoa; Mollusca; Bivalvia; Venerida; Veneridae
Exons: 21
Coding region: 105-4559 (1484 amino acids)
Molecular function (GO): metal ion binding
Source: RefSeq, a predicted model, not a curated record